AUGCAGCCUUUUAGUGAAGAAGGGUUCGAAAAGUAUCCCUUCGAUGGGGACGAGAUAAUCCACUCUCGCGCCGUCUUCAACCAUACUCACCACACAUGGGCGCGCACCUUUUCCUGCAUCCCAGAGAUCUACAUACAGCCCGAAUCGCUGCCAGAGAUCGAAAGGGUUGUCAAUCUUGCGCGUAAAUGGCGCAGGCGAAUUACGACGGUGGGAUGCGGACACUCGCCCUCGGAUAUCACCUGGACCUCACAAUGGCUGGUCAAUCUGGACAAGUACAACAAGAUCCUCUCUGUGGACGACAAAACCGGCAUCGUGGUGAUGCAAAGCGGCAUUCGCUUGUACAUGCUAUGCGAGGAGCUUGAGCGCCAUGGCCUGGCCAUGCCAAAUCUCGGCAGUAUAAAUCAACAGUCAAUUGCCGGCGCCAUCUCAACUGGAACACAUGGCAGCAGUCUCCGCCACGGCCUCAUGUCGGAGGAUAUCCUUUCUCUCAAGAUCACUCUUGUCGAUGGCAGCACCAAAUCAUGCUCCAAGGAUGAUAACCCCGAACUGUUUCAAGCCGCGUUGCUCUCUCUCGGCUCACUUGGCAUCAUCUCCGAAAUCACUUUCCGCGCCGUUCUAGCUUUUAGCCUGAAGUGGAAGCAGACUAUUGACUCUGAUUUGCGAAUGUUCAACUCGUGGUCAAAAGACUUGUGGACUCAGAGUGAGUUUGUGCGGGUCUGGUGGUUCCCUUACACACGCCGGGCGGUAGUCUGGCAAGCUGAAAAAACGGAAGAGGAGCAUCGUGAUCCUCCAGUGAGCUAUUACGAUGGGUCUUUGGGAUACUACGUCUAUCACAACUUGCUUUACUUGGCCCAGUAUGUGCCCCGUAUCCUUCCGUGGGUUGAGUGGUUCGUAUUUGGCAUGCAGUACGGGUUUGCCAACGGUUCCACAACGACAGCUGUCCAGCCAAGCCGCCAGGCCCUGUUGAUGAACUGUCUCUAUUCCCAGUUUGUCAACGAAUGGGCUAUUCCCUUACACAAGGGCCCAGAGGCGCUCCGCAGGCUUAGCUCUUGGCUCAACCAACUCACACCGAGUGACCCGGACUAUGUGCCACACAACAUUCCCUUUUCGGCCGAUGGCCUCUACGUUCAUGCGCCAGUUGAAGUUCGUGUCAGUGAUACGACUCUUACUUCAAAUGCCAGGCCAUAUCUCGACCCAACCGUCAAGGACGGCCCGACAUUGUAUCUCAACGCUACUCUGUAUCGGCCUUACUGGCGUGAUCCACCGUGCCGGAAACGUUACUAUCAGGCAUUUGAAUGGCUGAUGAAGGACAUGGGUGGCAGACCACAUUGGGCCAAGAACUUUGAAACCUAUGGUCCCGAGAUUGAAGCCAUGUAUGGCGGUGACAUUGACAAGUUCAGAGGCGUGCGUGAUGAUGCCGACCCAUACGGACUUUUCCUCGGGCCUUGGCAUAGAGACCGCAUCCUGCACAAGGGUUCUUCGUAUGACCUUGAGGAGAAGCAAUCUUAG
This is a messenger RNA of Trichoderma virens Gv29-8, 1509 nucleotides long. RefSeq lists its product as uncharacterized. Gene Ontology annotation, molecular function: FAD binding; D-arabinono-1,4-lactone oxidase activity. Gene Ontology annotation, cellular component: mitochondrion; membrane. The transcript has a single exon. The record is from RefSeq and is a predicted model, not a curated record. Lineage: Eukaryota; Fungi; Ascomycota; Sordariomycetes; Hypocreales; Hypocreaceae. The coding region runs from base 1 to 1509 and encodes 502 amino acids.